CUAAGAUGGCCGCUCCCAUGGGGGAGACGGCCCGGGCGCGGCCAUGUUGCCGCAGCGGAAAAGCCGGGAUCCAGUUGCGUUUUCUCUAACAAAUGCCUCAGACCCGUGUUGGCCACCGUCCGGCAGUGCCGAGCCACGCGGGCGAAGUUCGGCGAAGUGCUGGCUCUCCAGGAACUAGACAAAUCAAGGGAAAAGGGAGGAGAAGACUCCAAGACUUAGAUGACAUAAUUUCUGGGGAAACCAUUGACUGGAGACUGAGAUUUUUGAACAGAAAUUUAGAGCUGAUCUGGAAGAGCUAAAGACAGAGGAUCCGAGCUAGCAGCCAUUUCCCCAAAUCAAAAGAUGAUGAUCCAGGCCCAGGAAUUCCUGACUUUUGAUGAUGUGGCCGUGGACUUCACCUGGGAGGAGUGGCAGCUCCUGGCCCCUGCUCAGAAGGACCUGUACCGGGACAUGAUGUUGGAAAAUUAUAGGAACCUGGUGUCAGUGGGGUAUCACGCCAGCAAACCAGAUGCACUCUCCAAGUUGGAGCGAGGAGAAUUUUGGACAAGAGAAGAUGAAAUGCACAGUCAGAUCUGCCCAGAAAUCAGGAACGUUGAUGAUUCUCUGCAACGUCACUUGGAAAAUCGAAGCAAUCAGAAGAGUGUGGAACAAUGGUGUGAACAUAAUACAUUUGCAAAUAUUCUUAAUCAGAGUGAAAGUCAUUUCCUGUUAAAGCAAAAGUAUGAUAUAUUUGACUUAUGUGAAAAGCCUUCAAAAUCAAAUUUAAGUUUUGAAAGCAGGAGUAUAAACUAUAAUUCAAAGCACUCUGAGUUUAAUGAAGAUGUGAAAUCCUGUCUUCAUACUAACCAUGAACAAUUUUAUAGUGUAAUAAAAUUUCCUGUAAGUGUAAAACCCAUCAACAGUAAUUCCCAGGUCAUUAAACAGCAGAGAAUUCACAACAUGCAGAAAGCCCAUGUAUGUGGUGACUGUGGGAAAGCCUUUGUCAAGGUGUCUCAGCUCAUUGAUCAUCAGAGAGUUCAUACUCAAGAGAAACCUCAUGGAUGCAGUCUGUGUGGGAAGGCAUUCUCUAGAAAAUCCAGGCUAACUGAACAUCAGAGAACUCAUACAGGACUGAAACACGAAUGUACUGAAUGUGACAAAACAUUCUUCAAGAAAUCACAGUUCAUUUUACACCAGAGAACUCAUACGGGACAGAAGCCUUAUACAUGUAACGAAUGUGGGAAAGUGUUCAUCAAGAAGUGUCAGCUUAUUUAUCAUCAGCGAACUCAUACAGGAGAGAAGCCCCAUGCAUGCAGUCUAUGUGAGAAAGCCUUCUCUACAAAGUUCAGUCUCACUACACAUCAGAAAACUCAUACAGGAGAGAAACCUUAUAUAUGCUGUGACUGUGGAAAAGGCUUCAUCGAGAAGAGGCGUCUUGUUGCACAUCAGCGAACUCAUACUGGUGAGAAACCUUUUAUAUGCAAUGAAUGUGGGAAAGGUUUCACCUUGAAGAACAGUCUUAUCACACAUCAGCAAACUCAUACAGAACAGAAAUUGUAUAUGUGCAGUGAAUGUGGAAAAGGCUUUUCAGUGAAGCACUGUCUCAUCGUACAUCAGCGAUCUCAUACAGGAGAGAAACCCUACACAUGCAGUGAGUGUGGAAAAGGCUUCACCUUGAAGAGUCCUCUCAUCAGACAUCAGCGAACGCAUACAGGAGAAAAGCCCUAUGUGUGCAGCGUAUGUGGAAAAGGGUUUACCAUGAAGAGUGAUCUCAUUGUACACCAGCGAACUCAUACUGCAGAGAAGCCAUAUAUAUGCAAUGAUUGUGGGAAAGGCUUCACCGUGAAGAACCGUCUGAUUGUACAUCAACGCACUCACACAGGAGAGAAACCUUAUAUAUGCAGUGAAUGUGGGAAAGGCUUUCCAGCAAAGAUACGGCUGAUUGGACAUCAACGAACUCAUACAGGAGAGAAGCCCUAUAUAUGCAAUGAAUGUGGAAAAGGCUUCACAGAGAAGAGUCAUCUCAAUGUACAUAGGCGCACUCAUACAGGAGAGAAACCCUAUAUAUGUAACGAAUGUGGCAAAGGCUUAACUGGGAAAAGCAUGCUCAUUGCCCAUUUGCGAACUCAUACUGGGGAGAAACCGUAUAUAUGUAAUGAAUGUGGAAAGGGCUUCACCAUGAAGAGUACUCUGGGUAUACAUCAGCAAACUCACACUGGGGAGAAACCAUACAAAUGCAAUGAAUGUGAUAAAGCUUUCAGGAAGAAAACCUGCCUCGUACAACAUCAGAGAUUUCACACAGGAAAAACUUCCUUUGCGUGUCCUGAAUGUGGAAAAUAUUCUUUGCGUAAAAAUGACCUCAUUACCCAUCAGAGAAUUCACACAGGAGAGAAACCGUAUGAAUGCAGCGAGUGUGGGAAAGCCUUCACUACAAAGUCAGGGCUCAAUGUUCAUCAAAGGAAACAUACAGGAGAGAGGCCCUAUGGAUGCAGUGAUUGUGGGAAAGCUUUUGCCCACUUGUCAAUCCUUGUUAAACAUAAGAGAAUUCAUAUUUGGGCGACGUUCCCAGGAGUAAAAGCAGUUCGCGGAAGUGUUACGUUUAGACUUCCUUUUUGGUCUGGAGAAAAUCAGGACAUCACUUCAUUAGAGAACACUGUUGUUAAGGAAUCCCUGACAUUUGAUGAUGUGGCCGUGGACUUCACCUGGGAUGAGUGGCAGCUCCUGGCCCCUGCCCAGAAGGACCUGUACCGGGACGUGAUGUUGGAGAACUAUAGGAACCUGGUGUCAGUGGGUUUUCAUUCUGGCAAACCAGAUGCGCUCUCCAAGUUGGAUCCAGGAGACCCAACAUGGACAGGAGAAGAUGACAUCCCCUGUCGUACCCUUUCAGGAAUCUGGAAACUUGAUGACUAUUUGCCAGAGCACUUACAAACUGAAAUCAUGGAGAACAGCGUAGAGCGAUGGCACAAACAGAGAACAUUUGAAAGUAAUGUUCGUCAGAGAACAGCUCAUUUUGUGUUAAGGCAAAAUCAUGAUAUGUAUGACUUACAUGGAAAAAUUAUAAAACCAAACUUAACUUUACUUCACCAGAGCAGAAGGUGUGAGAUAAAGAACCCUGCAGAUCUUAUUGGAGAUGGGAAAUCCCUUCUGCAUGCUAACAAUGAACAAUUUCAUCCUAGAACUAAAUUCCCUGAGAGUAGGAAACUCAUCAAUACUAAGUCCCAGUUAAUCAAGCAUCAGAAAACACAAAAAACAGACAAGCCUCAUGUAUGCAGUGAAUGUGGGAAAGCCUUCAUCAAGAAGUGCCGGCUCACUAAUCACCAGAUCAUUCAUACAGGAGAGAAACCCCACAGGUGUAGUCUGUGUGGGAAGGCGUUCUCCAGAAAGUUCAUGCUCACUGAACACCAGAGAAUACAUACAGGAGAAAAACCUUAUGAAUGCUCUGAAUGUGGCAAAGCCUUUCUCAAGAAAUCACGGCUCAGUAUACAUCAGAAAACACACACAGGAGAGAAACCCUAUAUAUGCAGUGAAUGUGGGAAAGGCUUCAUCCAGAAGGGAAAUCUCAUUGUACAUCAGCGCAUCCAUACUGGAGAGAAACCUUACAUAUGCAGCGAGUGUGGGAAAGGCUUCAUCCAGAAGACAUGCCUGAUAGCGCAUCAAAGAUUUCACACAGGAAAGACUCCCUUUGUGUGCAGUGAAUGUGGAAAAUCCUGUUCCCAGAAGUCAGGUCUCAUUAGACAUCAAAGAAUCCACACAGGAGAGAAACCCUUUGAAUGCAGUGAAUGUGGGAAAGCCUUUACCACAAAGCAAAAGCUCAUGGUCCAUCAAAGAACUCACACGGGCGAGAGACCCUAUAUCUGCAGUGAGUGUGGGAAAGCUUUUGCCUACAUGCCUUGCCUUGUUAAACAUAAGAGAAUACACACAAGAGAGAAAUGUGGAGACUCAGUCAAAGUGGAAAAUCCUGCCUCAGGGAAUCACGGCUUAUCACAGACUGGUGGUGCCACGCAGGGGAAAGACCUUGUCAAUACCGUGACUGUGCAGGUGCCUUCUGUGGCUUCUCAGACGUCACUAAACAUCAGUGGGCUCUUAGCAAAUAGGAAUGUAGUCAUAGUGGGACAGCCUGCAGCCAGAUGUGCGCCCUCAGGAGACAACAGAGGAUUUGCACAGGAUAGAAAUCUCAUGAAUGCAGUGAAUGUGGUCAUGCCUUCCGUGGUCAAUUAUGUCUUAUUUUAUGUCGCAGAAAACCAGUAGGAGAAAGCAGAGAAGGGUUGAGCAAAAAUUUCUAGGUCAUAUUAUAUCUGAAAAGUAUAUACUGCGAGGGACGGUUAUGAAUCCUGAGGGUGGGAAAGUUUGAGCUCAUCCUAUUAAAAAUAUGCCUUGAAACAGAGGCAUUAUCUGAUGUCAACCCAAAUACAUACGCCUCAGUUGCUGUGCGUGUCUGUCAAAGGAAUGAAGGAAUAUCGAGUUCAAUAAGUGCAGGAAAUAAGUUCAAUCAGGACUAACCUUGGGUGGGUAGGAUGUGGGGCAUGUGUAUAUCAAUUCAGUUUCUGCAGGCCAAUGGGAAGGAGUAAUUGGAAACUGGGAUGUCUGCUGUGAACUCUUAGAAGGUUAUUUUAUACAGAGGCACUUACGGAACAGCAGCCUUAGAAUGAGUCAGCUCAUUCAUUUACCGAGUACUUGUUAAGUACUCCCUUUGUACUGGGUCCUGUUUGAGGAGGUGAGGAUUCAGAGGUGACCAAAACAGAAAAAGGCCAUGGUCUCCUGGGAGAGAGCACUGAGGUCCUGGAUUAUUUUUCAGUGGUACAUUUACACCAGCUAAUGUAGAAAGAGGAUGUAAAUAUCUAUUCUACGUGAAAUAGAUACCGUCUUGGUUCAUUC
Molecule: messenger RNA, 4854 nt
Organism: Mustela lutreola (European mink)
Lineage: Eukaryota; Metazoa; Chordata; Mammalia; Carnivora; Mustelidae
Product: zinc finger protein 615-like
Exons: 9
Coding region: 343-4227 (1294 amino acids)
Biological process (GO): negative regulation of transcription by RNA polymerase II
Molecular function (GO): DNA-binding transcription repressor activity, RNA polymerase II-specific
Source: RefSeq, a predicted model, not a curated record